CACUGUGGUGUGCCCUGCUGGUGUGGACUGCCUGCGCCCCCUGCUGCGACCUUUCGCGCCCGGCUUAUCAGUCGACUGCCUUCAGCCGUACGCCACCAGGGCUGAUUUCACUCCACAGCCGCAAUUCUCAGCAGUGUCCAAAUAUUCUCUCCUCCUUUUUUGCUCCCUCUCAAAUCUUAUCAAUUGAGUAAGUAGCCAAGCCUGUCUGAACGUCUUCCAGUGUCACCGCCUUGUCCUCGCCAACCGUCAAUCAUGCUUGUCAAUAUAAUGGAUGGCCCAAACACUAUUAUUACGCAUCAUGCAAUUUUGAUUGGAAUCGACGCUUAUCCAGACAAACCACUCAAGAGCUGUGUUAAUGACGUUCAAGAUACCAAGAUGUUUCUCGAAGGCACACUGAAAGAUUUUGUUGAGAUACAGGCAUUCACAGCAAGCCAGACCAGCCACAAAAUCUCUAACCCAGCGCAAGAUCCGAUGCUCUGGCCAAGCCGCGAAAAUGUCAUUCUGGCCUUCGAAACGGUCACUUCUCUCUCCAAAGCCGGUGAUUAUGUUUACAUCCAUUACUCUGGGCACGGCACUCAGAAACCGCCGUCUGGUGACUUCUCGAACACGUCGACAGGCGAUCUGGCGCUGGUCCUCCUUGGUGGAGGGAAGGAGAACCGAAAGCAGUAUCUCUGGGGCUUCGAACUAGCAUCUUUGCUAAAGAAUAUGGUUGACAAUGAUCUGGUUAUUACUCUCAUUCUUGACUGCUGUUUCUCCGGCAGUGUCUAUCGCCACGAUGAACCCAGCGUUCGCUUUCUCCCUUACGAUCCUGAGUUCGAGUCAGACCGUCCAUUAGAUCCCAAGAAGAACGUGGAGGAUGGCAUGUACCGCGAUGUUUCUAUGCAACCGAACUGGCUUCUCAACCCAGACCGGUACGCGAUACUCACCGCAUGCGGUCCUCACCAAGUAGCAAUUGAGCCCAGAUUCGAGGGGAAGAAUCACGGAGCGUUAUCUUAUUUCCUGCUCGACUUCGUCAAGGACUUCGGCCUUACGAAGAGACAUAGGGACAUGCACAAUUACCUGUGUGCAAAAUUCAGAGACUCAAUCUUGCCUCAAAAUCCCGUCCUUUAUGGGAAUGGAAAUCAAGGCUUCUUCGGAAAAGUCAGUUCAGAUAUCAACAAUGCCGCUAUUCCAAUUAUUGUCAGACAAGACGGUACUAUCGAACUUCAAGCCGGGUACGCACACGGCGUCAACACUGACGAUCAACUUCUUUUGCAUCCCUUAGAUUGUGUUGAGCAUGAGCCUAGAUCACGAUGGCACUCGGUGGCUGCAGAGGUAGCCGAUGCUAGAGCUCUCACUUCGGAUAUAAAGUUAUCGGAUACACCGUCAAUUCCUAUUCAGACAGGAUGGAUGGCGAAAGUCCUUACUAGAUCCGCCCUUCAAAAGUUUCCAAUACGACUCUCAUCCGAGCUUCCAUGUCGGGAUGAAUUGCUCAAAGCUCUAAAAGACCGAUCACUUGAUGUUAGUAUCGACUCAGAAGAUCACCCGUUCGCGAUUAAUGUAGUAUCAAACGAGAGAAAAUACGAAAUUCCAAACGAAGAAGGGUAUGAGAUCAUCGAUCUGACCGGUAUACCACAAGACCAGUCCGGCAUGGGCCAAAUUGGGAGCAUUUUGGAGCACCUAGCUCGGUUUCGACUAGCUAGGGAUCUAGUCAACGAUGCGUCUACAGAUCCUUUCCGAAAGUCCUUUGAGGUGCGGAUUGUAAGCAACAGGGGGGUUUUCAGUCCAGAUUGCUUGAUCGAAAUGGAAGAUGAUACUACAGCAGACUUAAUCAUAGAAAACAAAGGGGACGAAGAUCUGUAUAUUUCCGUCUACGAUCUUGGUCCUUGCUGGCAAGUACAGAACCCGUUUCGCGGAACAAACAUAGUUGUUAGGCCACAGAGCAAUGGCAAACAAAACAAACCUAUUCGGAAGAAGAUCAUGAUGACGAUCCCCAAACGAAUGAGAGAGAAAGGAUACUGCUCAUGCAAAGACAUACUCAAGAUCUUUGCUACCUCUCGAGCAAUAUCUUUCGAUUCGUUAGAGUUGCCUAGACUAGGCGAACGAGCCAAAACGCCUGCGGCCAAUAGGACUAGCCAAGAUGGGGGUAGUGGACGAGAGAAUUGGGCGGCUUUGAAUUUCUCUUUUCAUACCUCUCUUCAAAGAAAUACGAGCACGCAGUAGACACAUCUAUGCAAGUCGAUAAGCUGAAACCGACUUUGUGGCUGGUAGCCAGGCGAGCUGGCGAGGCUGAUUUUGUUUCUGGUAAUGAUCGUCAUUCAUACCACUCAUCCAUAGCCAAAUACACAUUAUAGAGUGUCAAGACCU
Cadophora gregata is the source of this 2346-nucleotide messenger RNA. RefSeq lists its product as uncharacterized. The transcript has a single exon. Gene Ontology annotation, molecular function: cysteine-type endopeptidase activity. Bases 253 to 2202 code for a protein of 649 amino acids. Lineage: Eukaryota; Fungi; Ascomycota; Leotiomycetes; Helotiales; Ploettnerulaceae. Gene Ontology annotation, biological process: proteolysis. The record is from RefSeq and is a predicted model, not a curated record.